Messenger RNA from Lutzomyia longipalpis, 4506 nucleotides. It is a transcript of the gene NetA, whose product is annotated as netrin-B. The record is from RefSeq and is a predicted model, not a curated record. The transcript has 7 exons. The coding region runs from base 401 to 2443 and encodes 680 amino acids. NCBI's taxonomy places the organism in Eukaryota, Metazoa, Arthropoda, Insecta, Diptera, Psychodidae. Gene Ontology annotation, molecular function: protein binding.
CCGCUUGUUCCCUCCUCCAGUUGAUUAUUUUCGUGCUGUCGAGUCAGUCGUAUUCUAUCCGCCGUGGAAGUGAGUUCUAGGGUCUCUGCCUCGCCGGCUUUCCCGUGACCACCAGUGUUUUGGGUGUCGUGUGUUCUGGACUUCAAGCAAUCUAAUCUUGCUCUUUUUUUGGCGCGUGUAGACAUUCUGUCGCUCUGCGAGGCACCAGCAAAUAAUUCUGAAUUAAUAAGUGGAACCUGUGAGACAAUUUGAAUUUUUUUGCGACCGUUAAAAAAAACUUCCCCAGGCUGUGGUGAAAUGGGGGUUUAAGUGGAUGUUUUGGUGGAUGCUGGUAAAAUAGCGUUCAAGAGGAAAGAAGAAGAUAAGAAUAGAUAAGAAUUGUGCAAGUGAGAAUAGAACGAUGCAUAUUAGAGAGUGUUUGAUUGUGCUCGCAAUUGUUGCAACUGGUGUGCAGAAGUGCAAUGCAAUUCCAUCGGACAUCUACAUGAAGAUGUUUGCUGCCCAACCACCUACUGAUCCUUGCUACGAUGAUGACCGUGCGAGGCGGUGUGUGCCGGACUUUGUGAAUGCUGCUUUUGGUACACCAAUGACCGCAUCCAGCACGUGUGGACAGCGAGGUCCGUCACGGUAUUGUGAACUCAGUGAACCCCUUAGUCCAGUAUCCAGCAACAGUGCAACACCUUCGGGGACAACCACAACUUGCCAGAUUUGUGAUGACACCAAUCCCAAACGAAGAUUCCCACCAACUGCCCUAACCGAUCUCAAUAAUCCCAACAACUUAACUUGCUGGCGUUCUGAAUCUCUACCAGCUACACCUCCUGGACAACUCGAUAAUGUUACACUGACUCUCUCCUUGGGGAAAAAAUACGAAUUAACGUACAUCAGCAUCCAAUUUUGCCCGAGAUCUGUUAAACCCGACUCCAUGGCAUUCUACAAGAGUUCUGACUAUGGGAAAACCUGGCAACCCUUUCAGUUUUAUAGUUCACAAUGUCGAAAGGUGUAUGGACGACCAAAUAGAGCAACAAUCACCAAGGUUAAUGAACAAGAGGCCCGAUGCACGGAUGCACAUCGCCAUUCAGGAGAUAGCGUCGGCAAUCAAGGAGCCAGGAUUGCUUUUAGUAUCCUCGAAGGUCGACCAUCAGCAUCAGAUUACGAAUCAUCCCCCGUGCUGCAAGAUUGGGCAACAGCUACCGAUGUUCGGGUGAUUUUCAAUCGCAUCCAAAUGCCCCAAGACAAUGUGGAUGAGUUCCUCCUGAUUGGCCCACAGCAAGUCAGUAAGUUCCGCGAUGAUGUACAUGGAGCCAAUGCCAUAGAAAGUAUUUCCGCAUCAACAUCUACGGCAACAAGCAUUGCAACACACCAUUAUGCCGUGUCAGACUUUGCCGUAGGUGGUCGAUGCAAGUGCAAUGGGCAUGCUUCCAAAUGUCUACCAAUUGCCCGCGAUGGCCAAUUGGCUUGUGACUGCAAGCACAACACCAUGGGACGAGAUUGCGAGCGAUGCAAACCCUUUUACUAUGACAGACCGUGGGGAAGGGCAACACAGCGUGAUGCCAACGAGUGCAAAGAAUGCAACUGCAAUGGGCAUUCCAGGCGGUGUCGCUUCAACAUGGAACUGUUCAAGCUGUCAGGACGUACUUCCGGGGGGGUCUGUAUCAAUUGCCGACACGCGACCACAGGUCGUCACUGUCACUACUGCAAGGAAGGUUUCUACAGGGAUCCCACAAAGCCACUAAAUCAUCGAAAAGUGUGCAAACCGUGCGAUUGCCAUCCUGUGGGAUCAUCCGGAAGGACGUGCAACCACACAUCAGGCCAAUGUCCAUGUAAGGAUGGUGUAACUGGUCUUAGUUGCAAUAGAUGCGCCAAAGGAUACCAACAGAGUCGCUCUCAUAUUGCUCCGUGCGUCAAAAUUGUUCCCAGAAUCAGUGUGAUUCAGCCACAGGUUGCACAAGAGCCGCAGUACGAUCAAGAUGUAUCUGCGUACCGGAAAAGUAGCGAUGGCGAGGAAGAAACAGAAUGUGGAAAAUGCAAAAUUGCAACCAAACACCUGACAAAAAAGAAGUUCUGCCGAAGGGAUUAUGCAAUAAUGGCCAAGGUUGCGGGGAGAGAUGUGGUGAAAGAUGAAAAUGGAAACAAUGAGGACAUGAUUCAGUUUAAUCUUCUUGUACAGGCCGUGUACAAGAAGUCAUCAGGAACAAGUCUACUUGCCGGAGUUAUUCCUGGACUACGAAGAGCAACAAUACCACUUAUUGUGCCAAUGAGGGACUUUGAGUGCAGAUGUCCAAAGCUCAAGAUCAAUAAGACUUAUUUGAUCUUGGGGAAAGACACAGAGAAUCCUCCAGGUGCUCUGGGUGUUGGUCCCAGAUCGAUAAUCAUCGAAUGGCGAGACGACUGGCAUAGACGAAUGCGACGGUUUCAGAGACGCUCCCGAGAUGACUGUGACUAGGAAUUUGUAGUUUUUUACUAGACAACACUAAAAGAAGGAAAAUGUGAAAAAAUUUAAGAACUCAAUUGAGAGUGGGGGAAGUAUUGAGAUUGUGAGUUUGGAAGAUUAUUAAACCUCAGAGCUCCCAAGAGACCUAAAAACCACUUUGCACAAGCGAAUGUUAUUUUCUACUCUAACCUUCACAGCAAAUUGUCGUGAAUGAGGAGAAGAUUUAAAAAAGGAAAUUGAAAGCAAUUCAUUGAAUAUCAUUAAAACACAAUUAACACUACCUAUUUCUCUCAUAAUAAAUUUAAUAUAAAUAUACGCAAACUAUUCAUUGUAAUGUAAUAAUUUAUUUACAACAGGACGAUAACGACAAAUUGUUUAUAGCCAUUUUUUUUACCAUGUAAGUAUUUUACAUUUUGGUACUCCUUAUAAUAACACUCCUAGGGAUAUUACUUUGUAAUUAUAGUUAAUUUAUUAAGAUUAAUUUAAAAAAAAAAGAAAUUAAAGGGAUGAAUAUUCCUACAGCAGUGAAUUUCAGUCGCAAAUGUUGCCAUAAUUUCAUCCAAUUAAAAGCUUUUUAUUAAAGUAUUAAUUAUAAGGUAAAUAAGUACCUAUAUAUACAUACCUAAUUAUUUACCAAUUUUACCUGUACGUUUUGUAAACAAUUUUUUUAGCCACGAAAAGAACAAUUCAUUUUUGCAAAUAUCGAAAUAAGUCACUCUGUACAUAUUACCAGGAUGUUAAUUUUUCUUAUUGAUAAAGAAAAUGCAAAUUUAAAGGAAUAACUUAGAUAAUAUUACUGUAAUUGUAAUAAUUUAAUAAAGUUAAAUAACUGUGUGUGAUUGCUUCAGUGUUGAAUAAAAACAAUUUAACUCAUGAAGACCCCUUCCACGAUAAUUUCUUCAAUGAUUUUUUUUGCAUUGCAAAUUUUCAAAAGUCGGUACGACAGAUCAAAAAAAAAACCUCGUGUAUCUUUAUAAUGAACUUUGACAAAAUAUAACUAAUAAAAAAAUAAUAUACGGAGAAAAUACAUAUAAAUGUAUAUUUAAAAAUUAUCACAUGUACAAUUCGAGAGGAAAAAUUCACUGUAUUUGAUGAAACAAGCACAAAAGAGGCAAAAUAAGAAAUAAGGAUUUCUUGUAGCUCUGCAAGAUCAUCUCCUACAUAAUUAAGCUAAAGUUUAAAUGUUAAGACAGAGUUUCUAAAUAUCACUUUUCAAAAAAAAAUUGCCCAUAGCGAGCAAUCAUAAAUUAGAAAUUUUGAUAAACAUAUCAAAAAAGGAACGUUCGCCCAACACAACGGAGGAUUUGAAAAUAAAAAUCAAAUAAAAUAGAUAUUUUGAUAUUACAAGCAAAGUUAUAAAAAGAAUUUUAAAAAUGGGAAAACAUCAAUAAAAAUUGUAUCAUAUCAACGACAUUAUCAAUUUUUCAAUUUCCAGAUGAUCUUUCAGACCUUUUAGAUGGUUAUUUAUACCCAAAUUUCUCUACCUUUGGUUAGGGGAGGAUGGAGCAAAAUGAUUUCAUAUAUUAAAUUAAAUAAUUUUCACAUAAUAAUCUAACUUAUGGUUUAACUCGAAUUAAAUCUGUUAAACCUCGCUAAGGUAUUUUUUUUUCGUUUAAUUUAUCAAUCAUAUUUCAAAAUUUCAACUAGAAUUUUUGUCUUUUUCCUUUAAUUAAAAAUCGCGAUAUUAUAAACCUUUUUGCUCCUCCCUCCUCCGAAUGACUGGAAUUUUUUGAUACCUCAUAGAAAAAUAAAUUAUUUUAAGGCUAUUAUGCACAUCUUAUAUAUAAUUUUGAAUUAAUAAUCCUUCAAAAUUCUUUAUUAAUCUUUCAUAUCGUUCCCACGGAGAUACAAACAAGGAUAGAUUGCAAAGUUUCACAAUGCAUUUAAAGAAAUAAAACCAGAUGAAAUUGUAUUUACAAUAAAAGAGGCGCAAAACACCGAUUUAAAGGGUAAAAACCAUAAAUUUAGUGAAUGUUGUGAAGAAAUCAGUAUAAAAAGAUGAGAAUGAGAAGUAUUGAUAGAAAGGACAGAAAGAGGAGGAAAUAAAAAUCACAAUAAAAUGAAUUAAAUAACAA